AUGACGGAGCCCAGCGCGUCCACUUGUGGUGCUGCUGCUGCUGCCUCUGCCUCUGCCUCUGACGAUUCCGAAUCUGCCUCGGUCUUGCCCUCCAACAAGACAACCACCACCCCUCCCCGCCCUCCUCGGCCGAAUCCAGACUCGACUGUCGAUAACAAAGACGGCACCGUCGACGCCCGUCGCUCAUCAUCAUCGUCGCCAUUGCCAUCAUCGUCACACGACAACAACGGCCCACCACAGACCUCGAAAUCUCCCCUCCGCCCCCCGCCCAUCAUCACAGACUCCCUCCCGGCGCCGACCACUGCUCAGCACGAUGCUGCCCUGUCAUCUCCAGACUCCCCGCUGUCCGCGCUGUCAACACCCCCCGAGUCGCCGACCGAUGAUUUCUUCCAGUCCCUCACCUCUGCUGCGCCCAACACCAACGGCCAGACUAACGGCCAGCUCGGCAACGGGCUGACAAAUGGCCAUGCCCGCGACACAGAGACCCCCGAGGACGACAGGCCCGCAAAACGUCGAAGGGUUCGCGACUCUACGCCCCCGCCGCCCGGGUCCAAAACUCGCAAGGUCUUCGAAUCGCCGCCAUGGAAGAAGUUCGAGGCCGAUGGCCCCACCACCAUCAUCGAGGGUGGCAAGCGCAAGUCCGGCCGUCUGAACACGGUCCCUCUCGAGCAGAUGAGCAGUGACAAGAGGAUCACUAGGAAGUCAUACUCUCAGAACAGCCCUCCUUCCAAGCUCAGACAGGGUUCCGCCAACGGUCACGCUGCCGCCAGCCAGUCUGCCAGACAACGCGCCACCCUCACCACCCCCUGCGCAACCAAGUCGGUCCCCACGAGAACGACGCCCCGGAUCAAGCUGCGCGUCAACCGAGUUCCCCUUACCGAACUGCCUCUGGUGCAUCCUGACCGCGCCAAGAAAAAGAGGGUGGCCUCAAAUAUCGAUGAAUACUUCCGCGAUGCCUACAACAUACCUGUGACGGAUGGAGGGCAGCUGAUACCCGAGGAUGAGCCCGUCUUGACCGACGACAUGGCUCUGGCUGAGGCCAAGACGAUCAUACGCAUCGAGGACGAAGCGAGGCCCGAUGGCCUGCUCGGCAACAGCUGUGUCAUAUUCGAGCCCGAGGCCGCCGAGGAGCCGCCGCGACAAUAUGCGCACGUGGAUCACCUGGUCAAAGCUGCACAGAACCUCCGCAAGUGGAUGGUUCGGGAGCAGAAAGAGCAUCGCGACAAGGCCAAGAAGCUGGCCGAGGCGUGCCAGGCGGUAUGGCGAUCUCGACAGCCGAAAUCCAACGAGGAAAUCGAGAGGGAAGCGCGAGACAUGUGGAUCGGGCGGUACCGGACAGUCGUGAAAGCUAUGUUCGGCACCUGGGAGAAUGUGAGGUUAGAGGUGAACCGGCGCCGCAUGGAAGAAUGGGAGGCCGAGGAGCAAAGGCGCGUCAAGGCUGCGCUGCAGGAAGCUGUCUCACGCUCAGAGCAACAACUUCUCGCCAGGCAAGCACAGUUUGACUCGGAUAUGAGCGACGAGGACCUAGAUGAGGACGGCGAACCCCUGGGUUCCGACUCGGACGACAGCCAGAUAUCAGGAGAUGAUGAGGGGUCUGUGGACGGGCCAAGCGACGAGGACAACAUGUCUUCUUCAGAGGAGGAUGACGACCGUAAGUCGGCCGCAUCUGACGAGGGCCUAACUCAAGAGCAACUCAGGGAGAAGUACGCCAAUCUGCCCGACAUCGAGAGCAAGAUUGACAAUAAUGACGGCGGCGACACAUCAAUGGCGGAAGCCCUCAACGAUGAUACAAGUGACGAGUCCGUCGACAUGGAUGACGACAUGGGCUCUUCAGACGACAGCAGCAACGAGAGCGGGUCGGACGACGACGACGACGGAGAUGACAGCGGGGAUGAAGAGGGCCGACCCUCCGGGCUACUUGGUCUGUUCUUUGGUGAGAAGGAGCUGAAGAAACUCCAGGAAGACACGGCCGACAGUGCCGCCGAGCCUGGCGAUGCGCCCAUGACCGACGCUGAUGCCGCUGCGCCCUCCCCCGAAGGACAAUGUCGACACUGCAACUUCUUUCGAGCGUAUGAGCGGCCCGCUCGAAGCAAGCAGGAGCAGAUCAGGUUCUCCUCAUCCCACUGCUCCACGGACAGAGGUGCCUUUCCUCCUGCGUGGCACGCUCCGCGAAUGGGGCUUGGAAAGACUAUCCAGACAAUUGCGCUGUUGGCCCAUCUUGCGUGCACGCACGAGGUAUGGGGGCCGCACCUUGUGAUCGUCCCGACCAGUGUGAUGCUCAAUUGGGAAAUGGAGUUCAAGAAAUGGUGUCCGGGCUUCAAGAUCCUCACAUACUACGGCAACCAGGACGAACGGAAGAGAAAGCGCCAAGGCUGGACGAACGACGACUUCUGGAACGUGUGCAUCACGUCAUACCAGAUUGUCCUUCAGGACGCCCAGGUCUUCAGGCGCCGGAGGUGGCACUACAUGAUCCUGGACGAGGCUCACAACAUCAAAAACUUCAGGUCCCAGAGGUGGCAGACGCUGCUUGGCUUUAACACACAUUCACGUCUCCUCCUGACGGGCACGCCGUUGCAAAACAACCUGACCGAGCUGUGGUCUCUCCUCUUCUUCUUGAUGCCCUCGGAGAACGGCGUCGGUGGCUUUGCCGACCUGAAAGAAUUCCACGACUGGUUUGCCAGGCCAGAGUCACAGAUCCUCGAGCAUGGCCGGGAGCAGAUGGACGAGGAGGCCCGCGCCAUCAUCUCCAAGUUGCACAAAGUUCUGCGACCGUACCUGCUGCGGCGCUUGAAGGCUGAUGUGGAGAAACAGAUGCCUGCAAAAAUUGAGCACGUCGAGUUCUGCCGUCUGUCCAAACGUCAAAGAGAAUUGUAUGACGGCUUCCUGGCUCGCUCCGAGACCCGGGACACCUUGUCGUCGGGUAAUUACCUCUCAAUCAUCAAUUGUUUGAUGCAGCUGCGCAAGGUCUGCAACCACCCUGACCUCUUUGUCGAUCGGCCCAUCAUGACAUCCUUCCGCAUGGAAAAAUCUGUUGCUGCUGAUUACGAGGUCACCGAACAAUUGCUGCGCAAGAAAUUGCUGGCACCGAAGCCCAUGACUUCCGUCAACCUUGGUUUCCUGAACCUGGUCCCGACGCAACACGAAGACUUGUCCAACACAGUUGCAGAACGCGUCAACCAGCUGAGCUCGAACAGGGUCCUCCUGGAUUUGCGCGAGACCCAGCGGAUCAGGGGCCAGGCAUCACACCACACCCUCGACCCUUCAACCGUCAAGUCCACCAUUGGGUUUUUGGACAGCGCCGCCCGUUGGGGUCGGUUCGAGGAACUGCAACACUGCGUCUAUUUAAACGCCUUGCGUAGGCAGCAACGGCCGAUAUAUGGGAAGCGCCUACGUGAGUUCCUCACAAUCGGCGCAGAUAAGCGACCCUACAGACCUCGGCCCAGGGUUCCUAAGUUGGUCAUGAGCUGGUUUGAAGAGGACUCGUUUAUCCUGCGGACGAUGAUACCGACACUGGACCAGCGUGCUGCGUCCAUGGAACGGACAAUAUCCAAGUUUGCCUGCGUCACCCCUGCUGUCGUCACGAGAGACAUGGAGCCAUUCCUGCUCGGCUGGAAAGGUGUCCAGGCGUUCGGCGACGCUGACCUGCGCCUGUCAGCACCUGUUAGACGCCUUCCCUUUAUCCCUCCCGAGCGACCUAUUGAUCCCUGGCACGAGUCUCGCAUGCGGCUGUCCAUUCAAUUUCCAGACAAGCGUCUCCUGCAAUACGACUGUGGCAAGCUGCAAGCCCUGGAUAAGCUUCUCCGCAAGCUCCAGGCCGGCGGCCAUCGUGCAUUGAUAUUCACCCAGAUGACCAAAGUUCUCGAUAUUCUUGAGCAGUUCCUCAAUAUCCACGGCCACAAGUACCUCCGCCUCGAUGGGUCUACCAAAGUAGAGCAACGUCAGAUACUGUGCGACCGUUUCAACGUUGACGACCGCAUCCUCUGCUUCAUCUUGUCAACGCGAUCAGGCGGCCUUGGUCUCAACCUCACUGGUGCCGACACUGUCAUAUUCUAUGACCAAGACUGGAACCCUGCCAUGGACAAGCAGUGCCAAGACAGGUGCCACCGCAUUGGGCAGACUCGAGAUGUGCACAUCUAUCGCCUUGUCAGCGAACACACCAUCGAGGCCAAUAUCCUGAGGAAGGCGAGCCAGAAGCAGAUGCUCGACGAUGUCGUGAUCCAGGAGGGUGCUUUCACGACGGACUACUUCAACAACCGGCAUGGCGAGUUGUCAGUACAGGAGGUCGCCGGUGGCCUGAUGGGUGAGCACGAUGCGGCUGCCAACGCAGCGAUGGACCUCGUCCUCGGCGGCGUCGACAAAUCCGACACCCGUACCGCCACGAAAGCACUCGAACAAGCUGAAGAUACCGAGGAUGUCGUUGCAGCACGGGCCGCCGAAAGGGAGAUCCUGCAGGACGACGCAGACUUCUCCGAGACGAAACCCGGGUCCGGGGCCGCCAGCACUCAGCAGGGCACGCCGCGGGAAGGAUCACUUGCCCCCGGCCGGUCCGGCCUGGGUCUGUUUGUCGAGGCCGCCGAGACGCCCGCUGCGGAGGAGGCGGAGCCAGAGUACAACGCCUUCGGCGACAAGAUCCACAACAUCGACGAGUACAUGGUGGCGUCCAUGACCAAACAGCUCGAGGGCACCACGCUGGACCUGCCCAAGGACAAGAAGAAGGGGAAGAAGAAGGGCCGUGACACAAGGAGGCGCUAG
This is a messenger RNA of Diaporthe batatas, 4752 nucleotides long. RefSeq names its product chromatin-remodeling protein SWR1. The record is from RefSeq and is a predicted model, not a curated record. The transcript is spliced from 5 exons. The coding region runs from base 1 to 4752 and encodes 1583 amino acids. Lineage: Eukaryota; Fungi; Ascomycota; Sordariomycetes; Diaporthales; Diaporthaceae. Gene Ontology annotation, molecular function: ATP-dependent chromatin remodeler activity; histone binding; ATP hydrolysis activity. Gene Ontology annotation, cellular component: Swr1 complex.